CGCUCAAGGCGCGAAGUAUGGUGCUUCAGGAGGAAACGCGAAAUGCAGUGAUUAAUGGUCGUGGCAAGAAUGGGGCCAUUCCUCUCUCCAUGGCUCGAGUCGCACUAUCGCUGCAUGCUUUUGCAUCGAAUCAAACAGUGCGACUGGGCAGGCAGACGGAAGCAUUCCGGCGUUGACUGCUCUCUGUCGUCGUCGUCGCACGGAGGCACCAACUGAUUAUGCAGGCCAAGCGGCUACACCGGCGCGCGGGAUAAGGGGGCUCACUAGCGCGGGGUUUCCGCGUGCGGGCGUGUGAUCAUGGUGACCUCGCUAAGCGACCUUAAUGGUGUCUUUUAAGCCGCAGGAGAGGAAGGGAAAAAUUGAAACUAAAAGAAACAGCAACACGCGCGUAACUUGUGGCCUAAACGAACCGUGGCGAGCACGACGCCGUCUACUUGGCCGCAUGAUGGCGCGCCAAGAAAGAACAGAGACAAAUACACGUGGGUGCUCGUACCUUCUUUCCUCCUCUAACGGGGGAGGACUAUGCGCGCACAAACUCGUGGUUCCCCGAGCGAUUAAUGCAAUCGCAAUAAAAUACAAAAAAAAGAAAAGGAAAACAGGGUCGGAAGAAAGUCGUUGCGUGACGCGGCGUUCGGCUUCACUAAUAAUUGCUGAAUCCUAUUGGCACUUUAGUUGAAGAGGGAAGCUGGUGGUGUUCCUUAGAACAAAGCCGCCUCUCGAACGGACAGGGACGGACAUGCAGACCGUUGCCGCUCACUUUCUGCAGACGCCGGUGAAGGUGACGGCGGGGCACCGGGCCCGUAGGCACCGGUGUUUGAUUGUCGUCGCACUUGUCGCCACUGCCGCCUUUGCCGCCGUCGGCUCCGCUUGUUUGCCGUACGGUGUCGAGGCGCAUAGCGAGGAUGUGGAAUCGAGCGCACCAAUCGUGCAGACGGAUUCAGGUCCUGUCGCCGGUAUCAGACUUCGAGGCCAGAACGGCGGGGUCGUCGAUGCCUACCUGGGCAUACCGUUUGCUAAGCCGCCGACAGGUGAGCGUCGCUUCAUGCUACCCGAGCCCAUUACGCCCUGGAAGGAAACCCUUCAGGCAGUGUGGAAGCCCAAGGCUUGCGUGCAGACCAGCUUCGAACUGCCCGGCAGCGUCAACAUCAACACCGCGGACACAUCCGAAGACUGCCUCUAUUUGAAUAUUUGGGUUCCGCGACCUGAAUGCAGCAACGGCGCGGUGUCUUGCGAUCAUCUCUUGCCCGUUUUCACUUUCGUCUACGGCGGACUCUUCGUUUGGGGGUCGAGUGCUCUGGGCGUCUAUGACGGCCUUGACUUCGCGGCACGGGCGCAAGUAGUGUACGCAAACUUCAACUAUCGCGUCAGCCUGUUCGGUUUUCUCAAUGCCUCAUCGCCAGAAGCUCCUGGCAACAUGGGCAUGUACGACCAGCUCGAAGCACUGCGCUGGAUUCACAGAAACAUCAAGCAUUUCGGCGGCGACCCCGACGCCAUCACCUUGGCCGGACAUAGCGCCGGAGGCAUGUCCGUCAGCUAUCACAUAAUGUCCGAGCUUAGCCGAGGACUGUUCAAGCGGGCAGCUCUAUUCAGCGGCACACCACAAGCCCUCUCGUAUUCGGAUCAUGCGGACCAGCACCAGAACUUCCGUACACUGAGCUACCACCUUGGCUGCGCCGAUGCUAAGCUGCCGGUAGAGGCCCAGAGGGACGAGAUAGUUCGCUGCAUGCGCAAGUGGGACGCUCACAAGCUCGCACUGGAAGCGACCAAGGCGCUACCUUUCAAGUUCGUCACCAUAUUGCCGGGCUACGGAGACGCCUUCCUCCGCCGGAACCCGCUGGACCUGAACAACCCGUUCAACGUUAAGGAGAUCUUCCUGGGCACCACGCAAGACGACGGGGCGUACUUGGUCUACGCGAUGCUGGACCAGCUGAAGUGGCUGAACGGAAACUUGGACGGCCCCACGGUGUUCAGGGUGACAGUGAAGAGCUUCUUCAACGUAGACUUUGCGGCUAGCGCCAAGUACUCGCACCUCUACUUCGACGAGAGCGGCGCUCCUCACGAGCAGUGGGAGAUCGAGAAGAACCUCUCGCUGCCUCUCACCGAGGGUGCAUUCGAUUGCGGUACGGAUCUGUAUGCCUCAUCGGCGCUCGCCAGCAACGUGACGCUGCUGCGAUACGAGUUCACGCACCGACCGGCGCGCAGCAUGUGGCACAAGUGGGUGACGGCCACGCACAUGGACGAGCUACCCUUCUUCCUGGCCACCACGGACAAGCUGAGCAGCGGAACGACCAGGGGGGAUGAAUACGCCAAGGAGCUCCAGUUCUCGAACGAGCUGGUGGACACCUUGGCGAGUUUCACCAAAACUGGGAAACCAAAGAUUCCGAAGAGCGACAUGGAGUGGCCAAAGUACACCAAAGAGAGCAAGGCGUACGUGAUACUCAAGCCGAACGACUACAGCGUCGCGUACGGACCCAGGUCCAAGAAAUGCCACCUCUGGGAGCCAUACCUUGUUAAGAGGCAACCGUCUCCAACGACGCCCGCUCCCAAGCACAAGCCGACGCCCAAGCGCAUGCCAGAGAAGCGCCCUGGAAAACCGCUGCGGCCGCUCGACAACUUCGUCGAGUCUUCGGCAUCCACCGGUCCGCUGUCAUCAGCCACGGCGCUGGCAUCAAUGCUCUUCGCCAUCGCCCUCGGCCGGUCAUGAGAAGAACAAGGGACGGGGUUGGAAAAGCGUGAAGUGGUGUUAUCCCGCUUCGUAGAGCUUUAAUUCUUGGCGCUUGCGGAAGUGCGCGUUCUUUCUACCAGCGCUGCAGGGACACUUUAUGCUGGCCAGCGGUAAUUGUAGCCUUUCACCGUGCUUCGGUACCUGGCGCUGUGUCUACGCAAAUGUCGUUCAUGACAGUGGCGAGUGGCAUGUUCGCUUUUUUUGUGAGAAACACGGCGGGAAAUUUUGAUUUGAGACUACGAUGGUGAACAUGGGCCACCAUACUAUUACGCUCAUAUUAGCGCAGUAAAUGAGAAACUACCGACAUGUUUUACAAGGCAGACAGUGCGUAGGCAUGUAAAUUGAUGACGAUGACAUGUCAGUUCAACUCUGGCUUUCUAAUUGAACUGCUCAUCUGGCUACAUGUUAUGAAUCUAGACAUAGAAAUUCAGUGUCUGUCAUUUACAUAUGCGAUAUUUAUUUAUUAGUGAUACACCAGCACAAACUAGAAGUCGUAUUCGAGUGUAGAUAAACUUUUUUUCUGGUGUUCACGUGAUAGAUCGAGAAUUGUCGCGUUAGUCAGUUUGUUAACCAUACAACACUGUAAAGCUGCCGGCAUGUGUGAAAGUCAUCCAAAGCAAACGCUCGCUAGCCAAAGUCACUAAUCGUGAACUCUUUUCAUGUGGCAUAGUCGCGAGCUUAAAACUGAAGCAGAAACGUGAAAUGUUAGAAUAACGAAGUUCUAGCCAAGCAAACUUAUUGCCAUAGUGGCUCACUUCCUUUGGUUUUUGUUAUAUUUUGAUCUUGGCCAGCGGGUUUUACAUCGAAGACAUGUGUGUAAGGCUGCCGUAACAGAGUAACACAAGUUCAUCAGCCGAGUACAUAUAAACAUAGACUACGGCAGCUGUUUGGAGAGUUGAAGCCCGCUAUCAGUGUAUCUGGAAAUGUGUGCGAUCAGCCAAAGGGCGCCAAAUGUUUCAUCAUAUAUAUAAUGUUUUCCUCACUCGUGUACGCCUGUAAAUACCCAUCUUGUGUUUCAUCUCGAGGUAUUGUUUAGCGUGUUAUGCGGAUACGUGAAUGUGUUCGCUUGCAUCUACUCUUGUGUUAAAGAAAGAAGAAGCACUGAUGCAUUGUAAUAUUUGAGGCCUUCUAGACAGAUAGGUGCGCCAUUUUUCAUUGAUUUUUCAUUGACUUUUUAUUCAUUUUUUUAUUGUGUGACAGGAACGCAUCUGGUUGUUUGUGACUAUGAAAUAAAUGAAAUUCUAAUAAAAAAUACUUUUUGCUUUGAAAA
This is a messenger RNA of Dermacentor andersoni, 3995 nucleotides long. Its product is annotated as acetylcholinesterase-1-like. NCBI's taxonomy places the organism in Eukaryota, Metazoa, Arthropoda, Arachnida, Ixodida, Ixodidae. The record is from RefSeq and is a predicted model, not a curated record. Gene Ontology annotation, cellular component: plasma membrane. Gene Ontology annotation, molecular function: acetylcholinesterase activity. Gene Ontology annotation, biological process: acetylcholine catabolic process; choline metabolic process.